AUGGUGUAUGGCACAGAGAAGAGGCCAAUGAAUCAGGCUGAUAAAAGAACGUUAGAAACAGUUAUGUUGGAGCGUGAACAGAAGAAGCCUGGAGACACGAGCUCGGGAUCUACUCGUUCCACACGCUUUGGAAGUAGAAGAGAACGAGGAACAAGAUGUGACAAGAUAGCAAACUUCUUUGAAACGCACGCAACUCAACCUGUGACAGAGGAUGAGGUGAGUCAGGCAGCAAGAAUGGCUGACGCUUCUGACUCUGCAUCAGCCUCUCACGACUCGGACUGCACACCAGCACGGAGAGAAUCACUGCCAUGGAUGGGUGGCACCACAGGAGGCUCUAGUAGCAGUCAGGAUGAAAAACACAAGACCUGGGACAGUAACAGUGUGGGGGCACGUGUGGCCCUUUGGACCCGCUUGUUGGAGGAAGAGCGCAGACCAGCAGCUCUCCCCACCGACAGUGUUCAGGGCUCGCGUCGGCGCUCCCGAUCCACUCGCUUCAGAACACAGCCAGUUACCAUGGAGGAGGUGGCCCAUGCACACGCCCUUAACAACCACCAGGCUGUGACCCCCCCAACUGCAGGAACCCCCACUGAGGAGCAGGACCUAGCGAGUGGAUUCCGAGCAGCUCGUGAAGCUGUGUUAAGGAACGCUGGGGAGGUCCUCCAGGGCUUGACUCCUGGCUCCUCACCCAGAAGACGAGCAGGAAGCAGGAAGACCUCCUUCAAUGAACCUGAGGAGGACAACUCUUCCGAUGGAGUGAGAGGUAUCCUGAAGCGAGAGAGCUCGGGAGGAUCGCGUGACGGCCAGCGAGACAGUCCUCGAUCCAUCCUCAAGCACCACCACUCCUCCUCGUCCACGGACUCGCGCCGAGCGUCCUUCUCCGAGUCCGAAAGCCACCCGAGAGGUAUCCUCAAGGCGGAAAGUCCUCUGCCGCCCCCCGUGGGAUCCCCGGAGCAUGAGGCCAAGCUCCUGAGGGGCGUUUUGAAGAAGGAUUCCAGUUUGGAGGACUCCAAGGAGAUCAAGUCCAUCCUUAAGCCUGAAUCAGAGUCCUUAGACCCUGAUCACUCCUCAGACUCCUCCUCAGGUGGGUAGAUUGUCUACCUUUCUCUUCCCUCUUUCUCUUUUCUACCCC
Messenger RNA from Penaeus chinensis, 1129 nucleotides. RefSeq lists its product as uncharacterized. The record is from RefSeq and is a predicted model, not a curated record. The coding region runs from base 1 to 1089 and encodes 362 amino acids. The transcript has 7 exons. Lineage: Eukaryota; Metazoa; Arthropoda; Malacostraca; Decapoda; Penaeidae.